Messenger RNA from Zingiber officinale, 2389 nucleotides. RefSeq names its product casein kinase 1-like. NCBI's taxonomy places the organism in Eukaryota, Viridiplantae, Streptophyta, Magnoliopsida, Zingiberales, Zingiberaceae. Gene Ontology annotation, cellular component: nucleus; cytoplasm. The record is from RefSeq and is a predicted model, not a curated record. Gene Ontology annotation, biological process: peptidyl-serine phosphorylation; signal transduction; endocytosis. The transcript has 14 exons. Gene Ontology annotation, molecular function: protein serine/threonine kinase activity; ATP binding. Bases 691 to 2088 code for a protein of 465 amino acids.
UUACUUUUCUUUAAUCGUGACCAAAGAUGAAUAAAGAUUUAUCGGUUGUCUUUUGUCGACCGAUUACAUUUAUCAUCUUCGCAAUGAGUUCUGGGGAUUUUUUCUUUUUGUGGCCUCGUUACCAGAUCCUGGAAAUCGCUGGGUUUCUCAUUGCUUUCUGACCAAUCGGCCGCCGUCACUCUGAGGAACAUGCUCGGAUCACUCGGCUCGGCUGAUUUUUUCCUCUAGGAUUUCUUUCUGGCAGCCUACGGCUUCUUCGAUUGGUGUUGGUGGACGGGUAAGAGCAGCAUUCGCAGAAGAGGCUGUCACGGGAUCUUUGUUCGAUUGGAGUUGGUGGACGGGUUCUGAAGAGGUCAUUGCGGGAUCUUUCUCUCACGCCAUCAAUUCGUUAUAAUUUGUUUUUUAGGUUUUCUAGAUCUCGCUUAAAGGAAAAUUUCCUCUUUUUUUUCUGAAUAUCUUCGAAUUGGUGGAUUGGAUUGCUCUUGAUUUGUUUCAUAGGCGGAAGGAAGUUUGAGCUGUCGACGUGCCUUCGCUUUGCUAGGGCUGAAUACAGUUUUGGAGCCGAAUGAUUGUGAUGUGCGCUGGGGAAAAGCAAUCGUUUCUGUUAGCUAAUUUUUAGAGAUCUUUGGAUUUAUUUUAUUUUUAUCUCAGUUGGUUGUUGUGGGUUUAUUUUGGAUUGUUCAUUAAAUCAUGGAACGUGUGAUUGGCGGAAAGUUUAAACUUGGGAAAAAGAUUGGCAGCGGUUCUUUUGGCGAGCUCUAUAUAGGUGUUAACAUACAAGGUAGAGAAGAAGUUGCAGUUAAGCUGGAAUCAGUGAAGUCAAAGCAUCCUCAACUUCAUUAUGAGUCGAAAGUGUAUAUGCUUCUCCAAGGAGGAACUGGAGUUCCCCACUUGAAAUGGUUUGGUGUAGAAGGAGAAUAUAAUGUGAUGGUCAUUGAUCUACUUGGCCCUAGUCUUGAAGAUUUGUUCUGCUACUGUAACCGGAGGUUCUCACUGAAAACUGUCCUCAUGCUCGCUGAUCAGUUAUUAAAUCGGGUCGAGUAUAUGCACUCAAAGUCUUUUCUUCAUCGUGAUAUAAAGCCCGAUAACUUUCUUAUGGGCCUUCGUCGAAAAGCAAAUCAGGUUUACAUUAUUGACUAUGGUCUUGCAAAGAAGUAUUGGGAUUUUCAAACUCAUAAGCACAUACCGUAUAGGGAAAAUAAGAACCUUACAGGAACUGCACGAUAUGCAAGUCUUAAUACUCAUCUAGGGAUUGAACAAAGCCGAAGAGAUGAUUUAGAAUCCCUUGGUUAUGUACUUAUGUACUUUUUAAGAGGAAGCCUUCCUUGGCAAGGGCUUAAAGCUGGUACCAAAGAGCAAAAGUACGAUAAAAUUAGUGAAAAGAAAAUGCUUACUCCUAUAGAGGUACUUUGCAAGUCGUAUCCAUCAGAAUUUGCAUCUUAUUUUCACUAUUGUCGAUCCUUGAGGUUUGAAGACAAACCAAAUUAUUCAUACCUGAAACAACUGUUUCGUGAAUUAUUCAUUCGUGAAGGAUACCAAUAUGAUUAUGUUUUCGACUGGAAGUAUCCUCAUUUCAGUGCUGAUCCUCGACUGCGGGAACCUAAUGAAAUGACUGGUGGAGCUAUAGGUCCAUCUUUUGAAAGGCCUGAAAGAAUUUCAGCAGGCCAGGAUACAGGGGAUCGAUUGUCAGGUGCAGCUAGAGCAUUUGCUCGAAGGAAUGCUGCAGGCCUGGAUCAUCUCAGUGACCAUUUGAAGCACAAAUCUCCUAAUCACACAUUUAUGUCAAAGGAAGUUGUUGAUUCAGAGAAAAUCCGUCCAUCAUCGCACAAUGGGAGUACAUCAAGGAGGCCUGCUGUGUCAAGCACCAGACCUACUUCCAUUGAGCUUAGCCAGGCACAUCAUGGCAGGACGAGCCAUAUGUUUUCCAGCAGCAGCCGACCAUCCAGUAGUCAUCAAAGAUAUCAGCAGCCUGCAGUCGAUUCCAAGUUGUCAUCUAUCUCCCGAACUGCUGCCACAAGAGGAACACCCAAUGAGUCUCUUCUUCACAGCAUGGAUCUCCUCUCAAUAGGCACCGAGAGGAGGAAGUAAAUUGCCAAAAAGGAAACUAGAGUUCCUGCUGCGGCCUUUAUCCAGCACAAAAUAUGCUUCAAAGCUUCCUCAACUUCCAUGAUGAUUCCUUGUUCAUAGCAUCAACAUGUAAUUAAAAAAGUAGGAACUUUCCAACUGAGAAAACAGUAAUCAAAUCCAAGCUCAAUGUCAGAUCUGUUGGGGCAACAACCUGCCUAGGUCCUAAAGGAACCAGUAAGUGACUUGUGAGUUUCCUAAGAUCACUCUCUUUGGUUCAUACAUUUUUAUAAUCCAAUUCCAAAAAUUAGAAUUUACCUCCAAA